UGUAAUGGCGGAGAUAUGUGUUUGAAACUCAAGACUGCUGUUUUUUGUUUGGAGGCCAAGAAGAUUAGAGUUGGAUAAAGAAAUGCAAGUUUGAAUGGAGGGAGUCCCAAUAGAACAAAUUGGUUUGACACGUGUUGUGUUGUCGAAACCUACACAUAUUGCACCAGACAGUCUCGCUUACAUGUUGAAAUUGGCAUUAGAGAAAGGCUGUAAAGUACACGCAGAGUGUCAAGAGCGCCUGUGUGUAGAUUACUCACAAAACGAGAAGGACGUUGCAUUGGACGGUUUGGCUGCUGUUCAUGUUGUGGAUUGUGAACCUGUAGACAAAGGGAUACUCUGUCUUAACACAGAAGUGCGAGUAAUAGAUAUUAAUGCAGAGACUGAAAAGGAAAGGAGUAGACCAGGGGAUGUUGACAGCGUGAAGACUUACAGCUCUGUCUCAUCCUCAUCAUUUUGUAGUGCUAGUUCAUAUGACAGACGACAAUCUAGCGUGUGCAGGCUGCCUUGCUCGUUGAAACCUUGGCGAAUUUAUGGGUUGACAAAAGCUAUGAAACAGCAUCUAACAGAUGAGCUCAAAGUAAAAGCAGAUAGUUGUCAUGUUGUUGGAUUGAGACAGCAUACUUUGGAGAGACUGGGACUAGAAGCAGGAUCGUGGGUUGUUAUUAGUGCCACUACAAUUACAAAUGAAACUCCAUGUAACAGUUUUGCUAGUGUCAAAGAAGAAGAUCCUCGUUCGGAAUAUACAGAACCGGCGGAAUACACAGAACAGACUAGAGAUGAUAUGACAAGUAAACAUUUUGUUCAGGUCUUUUCUAUUCAGAAGUUUGUUCCUAGUCAAGACCAAGCAGUGAAACGUUACAGAUCACGUUCAACAACUGCACGAAACAGCAUAACGGGAGACCUGUUAGCUGUAGGGGAUGAUAUCAUCUAUCUCAACGCUUAUCUCUAUUUCAACAUGACAUCGGCCUUCCCAGCCAUUCUUGAUAAAUUUAGAGUAAUUGUUGAGGAUGCUCGAAGUGUUAUUACUCCUGGCUUUGAACACGUUAUUCCUCCAAAGGCAACUGAAGUUCAUUAUGUACUUGUCAGAGCUCCAAAUUCAGAUAUCACUACAGACUACAGUGAGCACGUUAAAGCAUUUUUCAAAACUCAAAGGAUGCUGAAUCAAGGAGAUGUUUUCUGUGUACCAGUAAAGGAGAGGAACAGUAUUUAUGACAGUGCGCAGCAUUAUGCAGGAAAUCUAGUCUAUUUUCAAGUUCAAGGCAUUGCUCCUGUUACAGGUGGCUUUACAACGUAUUUUGUGGACAAUGCAUGUGAUUUCAAGCUGGAGACUAAACCCACCUAUAGUUACAUUCCUGUGUCAAUGGACUGUUAUUUGUGUCCUCCAGAGAAUGAAAGUUGGUCGUGCUAUGAUCCUCCAGACCUUUGGCAUGAUGAUGAACCAGAAGGGCUGCAGAGAGUAGUCUGUGAAAUUAGAGACAUAAUUCGGCCGUCGAUGUUGCAGCUAGCAAACUCAAAGCCUAUCCAUUGUAACAUAUUGAUGAUGGGACCUCUUGGUGUCGGGAUGGGUACUGUAGUUAAAGCUAUAGUCAGAGGUCUCAACAUGCAUGCUGUGGAAGCGGACUGCUAUGAGUACUGCUGUGACACACCAGCUGCUACGGAAGCGAAACUGUCAGCUCUUUUCUUUCGGGCCGCACUUUGUGCACCAUGCGUUCUCUUGCUGAGUAACUUUGAGGCUUUAGGAAAAGAUAGAACGGGAUUAACUGAUGAGCCACGAAUCGCAACGGUUUUGGAAGCAAACUUGAAAGCAUUGGAAACAUGCAGACGAUGGCCAGUGAUUGUGAUCGCAGCAUCUUGUAAUCCAACGGCUAUAUCUGUAGACAUGCAUAGCUUGUUUCUACACGAGGUCAAAAUGGAGGCUCCUAAUGCCGACGAAAGAGGAGAUAUGCUGAUGGCUCUUGCAAGUCGUGUACCUCUUCAUAAAGAUGUGUCUCUAACUGAACUUGCUCAGCACACUGCUGGCAUGGUACUCGGAGAUCUAUUUUCUCUCUAUUCUCAUGCAACACGUGCUGCAUAUCAGCGUUUAACCAAAGAAUGUGGGCCAUCGUUUAGUGUCAGGCCAGAGACCAAAGGAGGACUCUUGAGUGUCGAGUCACGAACUGAAGGACUUUCCUGCAGUCAUGAAGAAUCUAUUUGUAGUGCGAAGGCAAAACUUAGAAUGCGAGACUUUGAAGAAGCUCUGAGCUUAUUGCAGGCAGCCCAUUCUGAUGCAAUUGGGGCCCCUAAAGUGCCAACCGUGUCGUGGGAUGAUGUCGGUGGUUUGGCCGAGGCAAAACAAGAAAUCUUUGAGACAAUACAGCUUCCAUUGGAUCACCCUGAGUUGUUUGCUAAAAGCCUCAGGAGAUCAGGUGUUCUCUUGUAUGGACCUCCAGGCUGUGGAAAGACUUUACUGGCGAAGGCUGUUGCAACCGAGUGUUCUCUCAACUUUCUCAGUGUCAAAGGUCCGGAACUUCUCAAUAUGUAUGUUGGUCAGAGUGAACAGAAUGUUAGAGAAGUGUUUGGUCGAGCUCGUGAUGCUAGACCUUGUGUAAUCUUUUUUGAUGAAUUGGAUUCGUUGGCUCCCAACAGAGGAAGAAGUGGAGAUUCAGGUGGAGUGAUGGAUAGAGUCGUUUCUCAACUGUUGACUGAGUUGGAUGGCAUUGACAAGGUGGAGGACGUGUUUGUGAUUGGUGCAACAAAUCGACCGGAUCUCAUUGAUCCCGCACUCUUGAGACCUGGAAGGUUUGACUGCCUCAUUUACCUGGGAGUACCAGACUCUUACAAGGCACAGCUCAGUAUUCUAAUUGCAUUGACUAGGAAAUUUAAUAUCGAGGAGAGUUUUGAUCUCACUGAGUUUGUCAAAUUGUGCCCAAUGAACCUCACAGGUGCUGAUUUCUAUGCCCUCUGUUCUGAUGCAGUGCUCAAUGCUAUGAAAAGGAAAAUCGAAGAAUUUGAAGAAUCACAAGAAGGGGAAGAAGAUGAGGAACCAAUCAUUGUUUCCGAGAGUGACUUUAUGAUUGCUUUGAAAAACUUGCAGCCAUCAGUCAGCAAGGAAGACUUGCAGCAAUAUGUGGAAAUGAAACAGAGAAUGAAGGCAAAUAGAUUACAUUAAGUAAUUUUUAAUUAAUAGAGAAACACACACUCAAAUUAUGACAGCCAACAGCAAUGAAGUUGUUUUUUGUCGAUUUAGAAUAAUGUACUGCAGCAAAUGUGUUUUCUUAUGUAACUGACAUUAGUAUAAUAUAUAUUCAUAUUUAAAUUGGUAUG
Corticium candelabrum is the source of this 3303-nucleotide messenger RNA. Its product is annotated as peroxisomal ATPase PEX6-like. Gene Ontology annotation, cellular component: cytosol; peroxisomal membrane. NCBI's taxonomy places the organism in Eukaryota, Metazoa, Porifera, Homoscleromorpha, Homosclerophorida, Plakinidae. The coding region runs from base 95 to 3148 and encodes 1017 amino acids. Gene Ontology annotation, molecular function: ATP hydrolysis activity; ATP binding. Gene Ontology annotation, biological process: protein import into peroxisome matrix. The transcript has 25 exons. The record is from RefSeq and is a predicted model, not a curated record.